Scaptodrosophila lebanonensis is the source of this 1558-nucleotide messenger RNA. RefSeq lists its product as uncharacterized. The transcript has 2 exons. NCBI's taxonomy places the organism in Eukaryota, Metazoa, Arthropoda, Insecta, Diptera, Drosophilidae. The coding region runs from base 119 to 1387 and encodes 422 amino acids. The record is from RefSeq and is a predicted model, not a curated record.
AUGUUUUUACCGCUCGGAUAUAAAAGUAGUAGGUUGUCGUGAAAAAUAAAAUCCAAAAUAAAUAUACUCCGGAACAUCACAUAGAAUAACAUUUGAAAAGGCAGCGACAGACGGCAGCAUGUUUCAUCUCAAGCUGUGCGUUCCGUUCGUGUUCCUAUUGGCAAUUACUAGAGUCCACUGCGAGUCCGCGACAGCUCUUCCCAGUUCUGUAGCCCAAUAUGUGGUUAAAGAUACGCCAAUUAUUGUGCAAACCCCAUUGCAAAACUAUGAUCAGCCGACUCUAAAGGAGUACGAGGAAUGCCAGAGCAACGUCGAGGAAUGCAAAAGGGUGUGUGCUGAGGAUAAUAAAUGUCUGGACAAAUGCCCGAUCUGUCCGGAACUAUACAAUCAUCCGCUGGUAGUGCAGGGUGUCAACGAUACCGGCUACUUAUCCUCGGUGGAUGCUGUGCCCCCUUUGAACACCACCAACAUCAUUCGGGUGACCAAUGAGAUCAACAAUGUCAUACAGAACGACCUCCUUGUCCGCAACACCAACAAUGUACAGGUGCAUCAGAACACCUCCGAUGUGGGCGGACGUUUCGGACUGGGCUACAACGAACACGGCUCCUGCUGUCUGGUGGUCCGACGUACCGCCGAGGGUCACAAACGCCAGCGUGCCUGCGGAGAGCGCUGUAAGGCUCGUGUCAUGCACGCUCGUCUUGUUGUCCAAUGCGAUGCCAAUCAGGAGAACUGCCACGAGUCCUUCGAAUAUGUGCCAGCACGCAAGCGCAGGCAACGUGUCCCACCAACACUGGAAUACUCGUAUGAUGGCCAGCAGGUUGUGCGCUCCAAACGCCGAACUUGCCAGCGCUGUAUGGAACUGUCUUAUAUCUAUGUCGUCGAGCGAGGUCUUCCCCCGCGCUGCCAAUUCUGCUUUCAGAGCUACAGUGUACCCCUGAUGCCCGUGUUUUAUGCGCCACAGCCCCUGCCGAUGCCAUAUGGCUAUGGAGGCUAUGGAGGGCAUGGAGUGGAUACUGGUUACUAUCCAGACUAUUCAAAUUGCGCACCCCAACCUGCACCCGAACAAGGGGGCAAUGGUUGGGUGCUCGAGGCACAGAAAUGCCAAAAUGAAGAAGGCACGCUGAUAGAUUGCUUUCCUCAAUCCGAGGUUGAGGGCGAUAACAACAUCGUAGCUGCUCCUGCUCCUGCUCCUGGUCCAGGUCCAGGUCCCGCACCCGCUCCCGCACCCGCUCCCGAACCCUACCCCAAACCCGAGGAUACAGACGUUGAUGACGAACUAGCCGAGUACGAUUUCGAUAAUGGCUAUGGUGUGCCCGCCCAGCGAAGACGUCGCGACAACCCUCGCCAGUUUAUACGAUCAGCGUACAGCCGACGAAACAAGAACUAGACUUUUCACUCAUUACUUAAUUAUAUAAUUCUGCAAUUUCUGGGAGCCACUCAACAAAUUUUUCUAAAUUUAAUAAUUUAUUUACAUAUACAUAUGUAUGAGCUUUGAGAUUUUCUGUUAAAUAAAUGAGUAACCACGUACAUACACAUGUACGUCUAUGUUUUAGAUUAA